Molecule: messenger RNA, 2789 nt
Organism: Dryobates pubescens (Downy woodpecker)
Lineage: Eukaryota; Metazoa; Chordata; Aves; Piciformes; Picidae
Gene: TMEM59L
Product: transmembrane protein 59 like
Exons: 8
Coding region: 88-1107 (339 amino acids)
Source: RefSeq, a predicted model, not a curated record
CCCGCCCGGCGCACGGCGCGUCACGGCGGGGCUGGCGGGGCCGGCGGGCGCUGGGUUCGCUCCGCUCCGCGCCGCUCCGCGCCCGCCAUGGCGGCCCGUGGCCCCCGGGCCCUGAUCGCCCUCGGCCUGGCCCUGGCCCUCGCUGCCGCUGCCGCUGCCGCCGCCGUCGCCGCCGACCCCGACCCCGACCCCUUCUCGCCGCAGCUCGGAGACACCGCCGGGUGCCGCGGGCAGUGCGGCCGCAGCCUGCCGCGCCGGGCCGCUGCCGAUGCUGUUCUCAACGCCUGUUACCGCGGCUGCCGGCUGCUCUCCAUCUGUCACUUCGUGGAUGCGAGCGCAGAGCUGAACACGACCAGAGCCGAGUGCGAGGCAGCAUGCGCUGAAGCCUACAGCAAGGCGGAGGAGCAGCUUGGCUGCGUGACUGGGUGCCGCAAGCAGCUGCCCGAGGUGGAGAGCAGGAAGGAGAAGAGCCUGGAGCUGCAGGAGACGUCGUUCUCCAUGUUUGAUUUGGUAUCCACCUUCUGCAACGACAUUGUCAGCUCUGCCCAGAGCUUCAUCUCCUCCACUUGGACCUUCUACCUGCAGGCAGACGAUGGCAAAGUUGUGGUGUUUCAGUCCCAGCCCCAGAUGGAGUAUCCACUACAUGAGGCUCCAGAGGCCCAGCUGGCGCAGGCAGCACCGGGGGCCAGCCCCCGUGUCCCCCAGCCCCACACAGGCCCCCGGGGGAAAGGGGAGAAGCCCCCCAAGAAGGAGCCACGGGGCAAAGCCAAGGCACAGCACCCGGACCCCCCCCAGCCGGAGCACGACUUCCUGGGCUGCAUGGCCAAGCGCUCAGGCCUUCCUCGCUGGAUCCUGGCUGCCUGCCUCUUCCUCUCCAUCGUGGUGAUGCUGUGGCUGAGCUGUGCCAGCCUGGUGACUGCCCCCGAGCAGCACGUCAAGACCCAGCCUCUGAGCAUCAACGGGGACAAGGAGUACCUGGAGGACCUGGACGGCCCCAGCCCCUUCCCCCUGCCGCCUGUCAUCGCUGUCACCCUGUGCCCCGCACACGGCAGCGAGGACGCAGGACCACUGCCCCUCAAAGUCGACCUGGACAAGACCAUCCUGUAGUGUUCCCACCCCUUCCCAUCACCUCCCUGUCACCUCCCUGUCACCUUGGUCCUGCUCCACUGCCCCGUGUCCCCAGCUCCUGGAGGGACAUCUCUGGCUCUGGAGUGCUGGGGCCCAGGGGUGCAAUGUGGCUCCCAAGGGAUGGCCACUGUGGAGGAGGCUCCCACGAGCUGGGCAGCAGCUUUGCCUCCCCAGUGGAUGUGUUGUUUGCUGGGGCCCUGGUUUCCAGCACUCAAGAGCCAAGAGAGGAGCUGCCAGAGUGGGGAGGCUGGGGGGAGCCCAUUCCCGGUCUGUCUGCUCCCGACCGGAGCCCCCCGGGGCCCCGCAGCCCUCCGGGCAUGGGUCCAGCGCUGGGCAGGAGGGAGCUGGCUGCGGUGGGGGAUGGAGAAUGUCUGCAGAGUUCUGGGCUUUGGCUCGGCACAUCCGCGGCCUCCCACCUUGGGCUGAGCCUCCAAGGCGCCGGCUCCGGCCCUGGGAGCUCCCUUCCGCCGCCGGAGCCAUUGCCUCGGGGAGCCGAAACGUGGCGAAUGGAUUUGGCGUUGGCAGCCGGAGUGAGAAGAGGAUCUGGCUGCCUCCAUGCCCACACUAGGACCCAGCCGGCCCCUUCCCGGGGCUGUGGAGAGGCGCCGGGGUAGCUCCUUGCUCUCCCUGCUCCAUUGUGCCCUUGGGGUGCCUCGCACCGGUGCCGAUGGGUUGCUGGUGGGGUGGAGCAGGGAAUGAGGCAGCGUUUCCCUGCCCUGUGCUGCUGCUGCGGUGUGUCCAGGCUUGGGCAGGAGGUGAUAGCUGCUGGGACACCUCCAGCCUGGACUCAGCAUCUCUGCCCGGUGCCGGCAGCAGCUCAGCCUGAGGGGCUGUAGCUGAUGGCAGGACUCGGCAGCAUCCAGCCUCCGGGUCUCCAGGCUGCCAGCGCUGCCCUGGGAGCAGGGGCCAGCCCCGGGGUCUCCCAGCCAAGACCCCCUCGGCUGUCCCCAGCACACCUUCUCGGCACAGGGGUGUCCCUUCCCUCCCUCCCCCUGCUCCCUGGGGCUCUGCUGCUGCCGCCGGGCUCGGUGUGAGCCGGGGCAGCUCCCCACCGUUCUCCAUCACCUGACUGUGCAUCGUUUCGUGGUUUGAUUUGCACUGGCAUGUGGCCCCUCGGCCCGCGGCGCCCGGCGGGGACACCCCUGCCCCCCGGGGGCGGUCCCCACCAUCCCCAUGUCCCCCUAACACAUCUGUACAGUUUAACUUAUUACCCGCGACUCCCUCCCUGGGUUUUUGGGCUCUCUUCGUGUGCCAGACACUCCCCAGCGCUGAGCGGUCUCUGGGGGGCCAUGGCACGGUGGGGCAGGGGGCUCUUGUCCCCAUCCCUGCCACUUCCGUGCUGCUCCGUUUCACUUUCACCCGUGCAACAUAUCUGGCGUUGGGGAACUGGGGUGGGGAGGGGGUGAGGGGUCUCGUGUCUCUUCUGGGGUGCACAUUUCGUUGUCGCUUUUUGGCCGCUCGGCUCAGUGUAAAGCUUGGGGGGGUCUGGGAUGUUGUCCCUGGCCGUGGUGGCUCUCUGCAUCCCUGGAGUGUGACCAGGCCACGAACUCGGGGCAAAGGGUGUCCAUGGAGCCCUCCCCAGCUUCGUUUCCAAAGGGCAAACCCAGCCCCAGGCUGGCUGGGCGGGGUGGGUGGAGGGGAAAUAAAAGGUUUGUACCGGA